Messenger RNA from Jatropha curcas, 637 nucleotides. RefSeq names its product thioredoxin-like protein CXXS1. Lineage: Eukaryota; Viridiplantae; Streptophyta; Magnoliopsida; Malpighiales; Euphorbiaceae. The record is from RefSeq and is a predicted model, not a curated record.
AAACAUUAUAUUUGGUCAAGGCCUCUAUAAAUUAGACCAUUCUUUCAUAAAAAGAGAAGGAGAAGGAGAGGAAGAAGAAAGAAAGAAGGAGAGGAAAUGGCUCAACAUAAACAGGUGAAGAAGUCAAGAGUUGUCAAAGUAGACUCAGAAGAAUCAUGGAAUUUCUUCACUACUCAAGCUGCCAAUAAAGGCUGCCCCGUUAUGGUGCACUUUACAGCCUCUUGGUGCAUGCCAUCGGUAGCCAUGAAUCCUUUCUUUGAGCAACUAGCCAUCACCUAUCAAGAUUUUCUGUUUCUCACAGUGGAUGUGGAUGAGCUUAAGGGUGUGGCUACAAAGAUGGAGGUGAAGGCCAUGCCAACAUUUGUGUUGAUGAGUAAAGGAGCAAAGGUUCAUAAACUUGUGGGUGCUAACCCACAUGAGAUCAAGAAAAGGGUCCAUGCCUUUAUUCUCUCUACUUAAUUAUAAUUAUUUAAUUAAUUAUGUGGCUUCACAUUUUAUUUUAAACAUCUUUUUUUAAGUUAAGGUCUUUAAGGGUUGUAAUUUUUCUUUUUAUUAGAAUUCCUGUUAGUAAAAAACAAGUCAUCUAUCAAAUUUAUAUAUAUCCAUGGUGAAUAUUUGCAUUGCUUGAAAGCCACAG